ACCACUUUUACACCAGCCUUACGUGCAAUUGAGUGAUCAUUCCCUAUACCCGGGUAUCAUGAGCUCAUGACAAACAUACUUCAUAUUCCUAUUUGCCUUCCAUCAUGUCGAGCCAAUAUGACCUACCACUGUCCGACGCGUGUCACCACCACUCAACGCGUUCCGGUAUUCUUACUCCAGCUUCAGAUCACUCGCUCAACAUGAGUGAUGCCCCGUGUCUGCCCAGUUCCUCGGGUGCCAAGAAGAGGAAGCGCGAUGGCAGUACCAUGGAAGAUUUGUUAAGAGAUACAUUUGUAGUAAAGGUCAGCAAUUGUCUAUCUCCUUGCCUGGCGCAAAGCAAAGUAUGGUAGCUCACAACCACCAGCCAUAUCCCACCACGGUAUACGUAAAGCCGCGAACUCUCCAACCCCUCAUGUUACUACCUCGGUCCUGUCUACCUCUCGCAUAUCUUGACUUUACUCCUUCAGCAAGCGCUCUUCCUCAAUCCAGACUGUUCGAAACGCAUGUGAAAUUGUUAGAAUUGGAGGAGCGGAUGGGUAAUGAGCCAAUGGUAUUGAUCGCGCGACUUGACGAUGGGAGAACUUUAUAUGCGGUAGAGAGAGAAGACCGGGGAUUAUAUGUUUUAUGUCGACUCGGAUCAUGGAUUAACUUACAUCAAUUAAGGACGGCUUCGGUCGCAUCAUGGCAAGAAGUGCCAAGGGGACCAGAGAAGGGAUUUGGAAUUGGUUUAGUCCCGACUCAACACAACGCAGCUCCCAUAACCACUUCGGAAACACGCAAAUAUGAUAAAGAGAAGAGAUUAGCAAUAGAGGCACUUCAGUCCAUGGUGAAACGACCAUCCACCGCCAUGUCGAGCGACUUCCAGCCAGCCAAUGAGGGCUCACAACCUCUGGAAGCUCAAAAUACAGAGUCACAGCUAUUGAAUGCGCCCGUGGAUGUCCCGGUUGUAGAAAAACCACAUGUUCAACUUACAUCCACAGAAAUUCUUGAUAAUGUCCGGACGCAGUACCUGGAAGCACUUUAUCUUUCCAAGGUAUGUUGUUGCCAUCCAACUUCACGUACAAUGCUAAUGCUGUACAGGCGUCCCUGGCUUAUUUUGCCAAAGGCCCUUUAUCUCGAGCCCGGGCGGCUUUUCACCUGGAUUACGACUCUAACCUUGAAAUGAGCGACCUUGUUACAUUUUUAGAGGGCCUUGUUUUGUCAACCACACAAGUUGACAAGAAAUACCGUGACGGAGUACCAACAUGCGUUUCUAUGAUAGACAUCGAAGAUAGUGCCAAUGAGAACCCCAAAGCGAAAAAGAGAAAGAGCUCGAAAAACAUUAAGCCGGGGAAAAACGGGCUUUAUCCAUCUGAGGAGAAUUUGAUUCGCCAAUGGUGGGCAAGCCACGAUGAUGACGCGGACACGGGAGGUCCUGCCAAUUCAAGAGACGAAAUCACCAAGAGCCGGAUAUCUCAACUUCGUAUUAGAGAAACACAACUCCAGUUAAUUAUUAUUUUGGAAGUGCUUGCACUUCAGCCUCUAGUAGUCAAGCCAGAGGAAGACGAUGGCUUACCCUCGACCCUUCCUCAAUCUGAGACGCCACAGGCAAAAGAGAAGUCAAGUAAAAAGAGGAAGUCUGAUUUCCUGUCAGUGCUACUUGAUGUGCAUAUUGAUCGAUUGUGCAUUUGGCAAUCGAUUCAGCUCGAAAUUGGCGGAGCCGCACCCUCUAGGGAUAGUCAAACACAUGAGACUGUUGGUGCAACCGAUGGACCAAGACACACCGAUAAUAUUCUCCGUGAUUUCUGUGUCGAAAUAAUCGCCCCUUUGUAGGUUUGUCAUGAUUCAAACCGCUGUGCUGGUCUAACCUCUACAGUUUUUCGGCUCGUCUCCCGGAGCGAUGUGCUAUCAUCAAUCGAAAACUGGGAGGUCCCGUGGCCAUGUCUCCACCAAAACCAAGAGUAUCGAAAUCAGCCAGUUUCUCUGGGGCUCCAGCCCGGCCAGGUGCCGCGACAAAGCGGCCAGUGCCAGUGAAACCACGUAAAAGCUUGCAGCGUAUUUUGACAGACGAAAGAGAAAGGAGAAGCAUAUCCCGAGGUCCUGAAAGGGGCAUCUCAUUGUUGCGAUCUGCAUCCAUUCCGGGAUUUAAGCGAGAGAACAGUGAAGCCCCAUCGUUGUCGGGAAUUCCAUUCGCGGAUUCCCAAGGAAUUAUUAAAUCGAAGCAACUCGCUCGCAGGGAGGUGGACUUGGGAAGUCUUGUUUCUUCGAAAACGACGAAAGAGAGUAAACAGGCAAAGAUAGAUGCAGAACUCAAGGACGCUAUAUCGGCAUUGAAGAAGCCUAACCGGGAACUUACUGCAAAGUCUAUGGUUGAGACUGCCGAAAGGCGGUCAACGUCCUCUGUUCAUCCACGAAGUAAGUUCUUUUUCCGGCUUAAUCUUGACUUAUUGCUAAUGGAAGUUGUAGAAUCCAAGAAGCCCGUAAGAAACCCCCUCUUCCAGGGUGUUCAGAUUUCCGCAACACCAAAAACGAAUCGAUCCAGAGAUGUCUUCUCCAAGCGCCAGCAGCAGCAAUCUCACCAAAAGACACGCGAAAAAGAGUUGGAUACUGUUCCGGCAUCAAGCGCCCUACGAAUACCACAGUCGAGUGUCCUAAAAGCUUCACCGAGGAACCCACGGUUCUCCUCCAUCCAAGCAACGCCAACCCGCAAGAGCUUGUCAAGACCAUCUAGUAUGAUGGAUCUCGGCCGUGACAGAGAACCAGUACUUCCUCCUUUAUCGCCGUGUCAUAUACGACGUUCGAGUGCUCAACUCUUCGCGGCCAUUCCUGAUUCAGCUGUGAAAGCAGCCCCUGCUUCUUGGGCCGCGCAUGGUGGUGUUCAGGAAACACCAGUGAAGAACAGGUCGGUUUCGACCAAUUUUGACCAUGGACAUCCAGCAUCUUCCCCAAAGUUUGACCAGGAAAAUAGCAGGAAGGUGGGAGUGGAGGAGAUUAUUCAAAUGGUGGAAAGUAGUACGAUGAAGACCCUACAGCAACAAAGUGACUCGAUAUAUAAAUCACUGGGAUGGGAUGACGAUGAUAUUGAUGACCUAGUAUGAUGAUACCUACGAAAGCGAUGAUAUUUGUAAUGGGAAUGGGUAGGGUUGGAUAGAUAUACAGGAUCGAGACGGUGUUCUCGCGGGAUGGGAAUAGUGGUAUGAGUUGGGGGGAUUGGCCUUUGGAUUUUGGCGAAGCAUAGCGGUGGCGCAUUCUGGAUAUUGCGAAGGCUUUUUCGCUCUUAGUUAUAUAAUUUGUUGGUUGGGUAGAAGAGAAUCAGUUGAGAUGAUGUAAUUUAAUGAAGAUUUGCGAGAUCUUGUCUUUUGUUAUGGGGUCGUGGUUGCUGUAAGAUGUGGUUAAUACUCUGUAUGUACCACCUGGAUUAGAACAAGAUUUCCCUAAAAGCCAUACUCG
Messenger RNA from Hymenoscyphus albidus, 3429 nucleotides. NCBI's taxonomy places the organism in Eukaryota, Fungi, Ascomycota, Leotiomycetes, Helotiales, Helotiaceae. The record is from the annotation of a GenBank genome assembly.